Haliotis rufescens (red abalone) is the source of this 1497-nucleotide messenger RNA. RefSeq lists its product as uncharacterized. The record is from RefSeq and is a predicted model, not a curated record. The coding region runs from base 232 to 708 and encodes 158 amino acids. Lineage: Eukaryota; Metazoa; Mollusca; Gastropoda; Lepetellida; Haliotidae. The transcript has a single exon.
UGAAACAAAACCUGUUAGUGAAUUAAAUAAUGUACAUGGGGUGAAUUCUUUAGGUGAUUCAAUAGAUAAGUUGGGAUCUAGUCCACAUGCUUCGGCAACACCUGUUAGGACUAGAAGGGGAAGAAUUGUGAAACCUCGAGACCGUUAUUCUCCCUAGGAAACCUGAUUAUGUUUUUAAUUGCACAGACCUUGAGGGUGGCACCAUAGGCAUUUUAAUUUUUUGUUAAAGCAAUGGAGAUAGAAAUAGAAGUGGACGCAAUGGAAAGAAGGGACUUCGAACUGAAGACAUUGAGGCAAGACUGGGCAACAGGGGGGAUGAAGUGCCCUGUCACGGGAUGUGACAACUCACACUAUUCCCGCUUUGGCCGCUUCCUGGACCACUGGGCCCGUUUUCAUAAUAAACAUGUAACUCUAUCCUGGUGCGGCCAAUGCGGGAAGCUGUACAAGAAAAGAAGCCAUGCCAAGGCUCAUGUGAAGAUUCAUCGCCCUGUGGCCAGCAUUAUCUCAGAGGAGAGGCCCAACCACGAGAAUAGGGACCCCGAAGACGUAUUGCCCCCUAGGCCCCCUAGACAGGACACCCAGAUCCAUGAAGAGGCACAGCUUCAAGCCCAGGAAGAAAGACGGUGUUGGCCGUCCCGAUGGUGCAGUCGGGAGGAACAACACCUCAGCGACUUGAAAUAUUUGUACAUUCAUGCCGAGUCUGAGUAACCCUCAGUGUUUUGAUUUGUAUUCGUUGAUUUGUUGUAAUGACACCAUAUGAUUUUGUUUAUUCAGUUAGUCAGUCAACCUAUUAAAAAGGGGAAUAUUUUGGAACAUUUGUUUUAAUGAUCGGAAAUUUUAGACAAAGUAAGAGUUACUUUGUUCUUAGGGGGGAGGAAUGUAGAAAUAUUGAAAUUUCCUCUGAUUAUGUAGGAUAGAUGGUAGCAUUUACGUGGUUAAUAGCUCCUUACCGAUAUGUAGUUCGCUUGGGACAGCACGUUUCAGAUCUUGCCCCACGUGCGGGCACGUGCGUUUGUCGGCUGCAUGCCGAUUUAGUGUUUACAGUCGUGGGUCGUAUGGUAAGAGCGCUCCGAUUGGUUGGUGACAGACUGGAUUAGCCAGUGGCUGCACCAUUUAGACGUGUUGACCCAGAGGUUACGUGUCCUUGCGAGUAUAUAAGAGAUUGGCGCGAAUGCUCUCAUUGUCUUGCAUGAUCGGGAAGAUCAUUACAGGUGAGGGAGACCACAUCAAAUUACCGUGUUCGGAGGUCGAACAAUUCCCCAAUCCCUAGUGAUUUUAGGCAAUAAAGAUCUAAAUUAUGUGGCAACUUUAGAAUUCAUGGGUAAAUUGUUAUAAAGCUGGGUUGGACGGGUGGAUUUAAUGAGGAAAUAAUGUAAGCUAUGUGAUGUAGCUACAUUGACCGAUUGUGUUCGGAGGUUUGGAAGGGUGGUUUGUUUUCAUAGACUGUGUUAAGGAUGCUGUAGGGAUUAAAGUGGGUUAGUGAGGGGUUUGUUUGUU